Messenger RNA from Copidosoma floridanum, 2343 nucleotides. Its product is annotated as vascular endothelial growth factor receptor kdr-like. The record is from RefSeq and is a predicted model, not a curated record. NCBI's taxonomy places the organism in Eukaryota, Metazoa, Arthropoda, Insecta, Hymenoptera, Encyrtidae.
AUGGAUACUAACAAACCAUACAUAAAUCUUACUUCUGAUAAUCUGAAUAUACACUUGGAUGAUGGUAAAUCAGUGACUUUUACGGCUUUUGUUGAUGCAUGCCCAAUACCAACUUUGGAGUGGACUCACCCUCGAGGUUAUAAAAUUCGUCCCUACUUAAUGGACGUAAGAAUGUCCGAGUAUGGAACGAUGAGCCGAUUGACUCUAUUAAACAUCAAUAAAGAUGACGCGGGAACAUUUUCGCUUACAGCUAAACAUGAUAAAAUAGUAAAGGAGUUGAAAUUUCAUCUUGACGUUAAUGGUAAGCCAACGGUCAAGUUUGACAAAACUUACCUUAAAUCUUACUACAGUUUUAAUAAAACUGCCAAGUUUGUUUGCCUUGUCGAUCGUCAUCCUAAGUCAAAUAUAUCCUGGACAAAAAUUAACUAUUGGACGAAAACGUUGAUACUUGACGGUACAAUACAUAACUUACAGGGAAUAGAAACAGAUGUGCAAAAUAGCAAUUUCAAACAAAAGUCAACGGUAGAACUGAAACAGCUAGUAACAUCUGGUGUUAUAACAUGCAAGGCUUGCAAUAGCUAUGGAUGUACCUCUGCGUCAAAGGAAAUUCGCAUGACAGAUGGGGUAGCUAAUGCAUCUUUUGGAAUCAUACAACCAAAUAGAAGUUUUCAGAAAGGUGACAAUAUUUCUUUAAUAUGUGCUGCUGUAAUUAAUGAUUUUUCCAUCGUCGAGUGGUAUGAUAAUAAUGGUCAGGUGAUAGUGGAUUCCGAAAGAAAACACGUUACAUCGAAGGUAACUGAAUUUACUUACCAAGCCAUUCUCACAAUCAAUAACGCCAGUGAAUCAGAUAGAACGAAGUUUUAUUGCAAAGGAACGGAAAGAUACUACGGAUAUGUUGGAUAUCCUUCGCGCAAAAUACUUACAGAGUCAUACUUUCUUAACAUCAAUGAUCCACCUUCUUUUACCCUUGUAAAUUUGAAUGCUACAGAGAGAACAGUAAUGGCAAGAGAUUUUGAAAAUCCCCUGACAUUAUUAUGCCAUGUUGGAGGGAUUCCAACCCCUAACAUUACGUGGUCGAAAAACAAUGUACCUCUGAAGAUGUCAUCACAGUACACUUUCGAGGACAACUAUCAAAAAUUAACUAUAAGAUAUUUUUUUGAAAAAGAUUCUGGUAAUUAUUCAUGCCAUGCUCAGAACGAUUACGGAACAGUGGAAAAAUCCCAAAUUAUUGUCGUGAAAGAAUCUAGUCUUACCCCGUUUACGGAAGGAGAACUUGAUUUGAUGAAUCCAGAACUUACAGUAGAUGAGCAGGCAGAACUCCUUCCGUACGAUAUAAGGUGGGAGUUUCCCAGAGAAAAAAUAAAAUUAGAUGAAAAAUUAGGAAGUGGAGCUUUUGGAGUUGUGUAUAAAGCCAUGGCUUAUGAGUUACUUGCUAGAAAGUCUAUCACGCUUGUAGCUGUAAAAACAGUUCGCAAAAAUGCAGAUCCAAUGUAUAUUACUGCAUUGGCGAAGGAACUUAAAAUUAUGAUUUAUCUGGGACAACACUUGAAUAUUACAAGUCUUUUGGGAGCUUGUACAAAAAAUAUAGCCAAACGUGAACUUUUGGUGAUUGUUGAGCUUUGCAAAUUUGGAAAUCUGCAAAAUUAUCUUUUGGAUCAUCGACAAACUUUUAUUAAUCAAAUUAAAUCAGAUAAAGGUAAAAUCGGUCCUUGUAUGAGAAAAACAUCAAAUAGGACAAAAUACAAGAUAUUUAAUGAUUUCAGUGAGGUUUUGAACAGAAGUUAUAGUUCAAGCAAUGAGACCAGCAUUUACGGCACAGAGGAUCAGACAUUUGUUGGCCCUAUUGAAUUUAGUGAUGAUUUUAACGACGAUGAUUCCCAGCCAGGUUGGCGUUCUAAUUACAAAGGGGACUACGCGAAUGAAGAUGUUGCUUUUCUCUGCACUGAGGAUCUUCUUUUAUGGGCUUAUCAAGUAGCAAAUGGUAUGGAGUAUCUUUCCCAAAGAAAGGUGCUACAUUGUGACUUAGCCGCGAGAAAUAUAUUAUUGGCAGAAAAUAACAUUAUUAAGAUAUGCGAUUUUGGUCUGGCAAAGACAUUGUACAAAGACGAAAAGUACAAAAAGCAAUGCGUUGGCAAAUUGCCUGUAAAGUGGAUGGCCAUUGAGUCCAUUAGGGAUGGAGUCUUUUCCACUAUGUCAGAUGUGUGGUCAUUUGGUGUAGUUCUAUGGGAACUUUUCACCCUUGCAGACAUACCUUAUUCAGAUACAGAGUUCGAGGAGAUGUAUCAGAAAUUAGUCAGAGGAUACAGAAUGGCUCAGCCUACUUAUGCCACUGAUGAUAUGUAA